UCCUGUUUCCUAUUGCAGGUGUGCAGUGUUUACGGCAGAUCAGGAUGUCAGGACAAAACAGUGAUCAGCUGCACCGCACCACUCUGACCAUUUAUACGAGCAUAAUGGAGCAGUUCAACCCCAGCCUGCAGAGACUGGUGGCACUGGGAAACAGCUACAUUCAGGCUUUCCAAGCUCUUGCCGUCACCAGUGAGGCUUAUUUCAGUGCUCUGUCUAAGAUGGGUGAACAGGCCAUGCAGAGUAUGUCAUCGAGUUUGCUGGGUGAUGUGUUGAUCCAGAUCUCAGACAGUCAGAGGAGACUCACCGAUGAGCUGGAGGGAGUGUUCCGCUGGUUCCACUCCGAGGUCCUUCGAGAGAUGGACAACAAUGUCAGACUAGAUAAAGAAUAUAUAUUGAGCAGCAGGAGGCACUAUGAGAUGGAAGUGAGAAACCAGGCAACGGCACUGGAAAGACAGAUGAGGCGAGGGGUCCCACAGGAUGGCAGCGAAUAUGUGCACUUUCUCAGAGAGUGUCAGAAAGAGGCGUUAAAGGAGGAAGAAAGAAGAUAUCGAUUCCUGGCAGAGAAACACAGCGGAUUCACCCAGUCUAUUGCAUAUCUCAUGAACAAGACAGGGGGCGGCCUGCAAAACAGAGCAGAGGGGUGGAAAGAUCUGGUUAAUCACACAAGAGAAUCCCGUCCACGCACUCCUUCACGACUGGAGGACAACAUUCUUGAUGUUAACCGUUGGGCAGAGCAACCACUGGGCACGGUUCCCUCUAGAGGCCCCUCCCCUCAGCCCAGUCGUUCCACCUCCGUCUCAGGAUUGGCCGGAGGCAGAGUGAUGCGAGCACUGGUGCCCCACCCUCCCUCUGCAAACUCCACCCUCCUCCCAUUCUCCCGAGAAGAAACCAUCACCCUAUUCAUUAAAGAGGCGAGGAACGGCUGGCUGUUCGGCCGCUCUGACAGCUCUGGACGGCAAGGCUGGUUCCCUGCUGCUUACGUAGGCCCCAUGGAUGAACCACCUGGACCACCUGAUUCAAGUAGCAGCUCUUUCAGACGCAGCAGCAGUAUGAGUAACCUCCUCAACCAACCUGUGAGCAGAAGCCAACAAACAGCUCCGACUGUACCUCCGCCACCGCCUCCAGCUCCGUCAACCAGAUCCAGCAAUUCCCGGCCGGUCACUCCCACCCCUUCGGAAAACAGAAGACAAGAUAACUAUGAUUCUCGACCACAACUGUUUCCAAGAGGCACAAAUCCAUUUGCCACUGUGAAGCUGAAACCCACCAAAACCAAUGACAGAUCAGCUCCACGAAUAUGAAUAAUAUUUCUUCAUCGGCUAAUCAGUGCUGUAUAUUUUACUGUACAUUGCUCAGCCAUUUUCAAAAACAUUAAUCUUCCAGUGUAAUCAGUACGAAGCAUCACAUUUAAGACAAUGCAACUCAAGAAUGAUCAACGCUAGUCUUUAAAAGUUAAUUAAAGCAGGUAGUUAAGACAAUUUACCUUUACCUUCAGGCCGUUGGAGGGGCUGCGGCACCAAACAAUUAAUAACACUAUAUAUAAUGGCCUCAUAAACAUC
This is a messenger RNA of Sinocyclocheilus anshuiensis, 1556 nucleotides long. Its product is annotated as brain-specific angiogenesis inhibitor 1-associated protein 2-like protein 2. The transcript is spliced from 15 exons. The coding region runs from base 45 to 1298 and encodes 417 amino acids. Gene Ontology annotation, biological process: actin filament bundle assembly; actin crosslink formation; positive regulation of actin filament polymerization. The record is from RefSeq and is a predicted model, not a curated record. Gene Ontology annotation, molecular function: protein binding. Gene Ontology annotation, cellular component: cytosol; nucleoplasm. Lineage: Eukaryota; Metazoa; Chordata; Actinopteri; Cypriniformes; Cyprinidae.